AUGUGGCAACAUAACAGAUUUCUGGCAGUACUUGGCUCUCUAAGCCUGCUGCAGCCAUGUCUUGCCACUCGGGACGCAGUUAUUCAUGAUGAAAGCUGGCACCCUGAAUAUGUGCUGAUCGCAACUGCGCAGAACAUAACCACCAACUGCCACUCACGCCAUUCCGUAGUCUUCAAUGGCACAUCACCAGGACCAGCACUGUAUAUGCAAGAAGGGAAGACGACGUGGAUCCGCGUGUAUAAUCACAUCGAAGAUAGCAACGUGACAGUACACUGGCAUGGCCUGUCCCAAAGAACAGCACCAUUCUCCGAUGGCACACCGUUGGUAUCUCAAUGGCCUAUCGCGCCUGGCGAGUUCUUUGACUACGAAGUCCAUCCCGAAGUCGGCGACGCUGGAACAUAUUUCUACCACUCGCACGUGGGUUUCCAGGCGCUCACCGCACAUGGUGUCUUGAUAGUUGACGGCGCCAAUGAAACCAGGCCGUAUGAAUACGAUGACGAUAUCCCCAUCUUGUUCAGCGAUUUCUAUCAGAAGGAGGACCAUGUCCUCGAGGCCGGGCUAGUGGCGAACCCCUUCAAAUGGACGGGGGAGCCGGAAGCUAUAAUCAUGAACGACCAGUCGGGCAAUGCGUCUUUCACAAACGCCUCAGAUGACUCCUGCAAGCCUCACGUUAUCACUGUUGAACCAGGAAAGACAUACCGAAUGCGCUUCAUAAGCGGAACCGCUUUGUCAUUUGUCAUGGUUGGCUUCGAGGGGCAUGAGGAUCUCACGAUUAUCGAAGCCGAUGGGCAGUACACAAAACCAGCAAAGACCGACCACAUUCAGCUUGGCAGUGGCCAGCGUUUCAGUGCACUCUUGAAAACGAAGACACAGGAGCAGCUCGACGCAGAGGGGAAGACGACUUACUGGAUUCGAUAUGAAAGCCGCGACCGGCCAACCAAUGUUACGGGUUAUGCUGUGUUGGAAUACAAAACUGUGGGCUGCAAGAAGACGAAGCGAGAGCUACCCCAGGAUCUACCGUCCGUGUCUCCAGUGACACUGACUCGCAACGUCUCGGAGUACACCAGAUGGUUAGAAGACACACUCGAGCCCCUGAGCCCGCUGGACACCUUUCCAACAGCCUCCGAGGUCACUCGAACGGUCUAUAUUCGAGUCAAUCAGCACGUCAUCGAUGGGUUUUACAAUGGAUCUAUCAAUGGGAUACUCCAAUGGGACGCCAACAAUCUGAGUUGGUCAGAAACCGCCUUGGCCGCACAGCAGUUCACUCCAUAUCUUGUAUCGGCCUACAAGACUGGUUCUGUGCCGGACUACGAUGCUGCUAUUGCCAAUGGGGGAUGGGACCCUAAGACCCGCGCUUUUCCUGCCUUGGUCGGUGAGACGCUCGAUAUCGUCUGGCUCAGUAACUCUGGCCCCACGGGAGGCUUCGAUACCCACCCGAUGCACGCCCACGGCGAGCAUUAUUGGGAUUUAGGCUCCGGCAACGGGACGUACGAUCCAGAAGUAAACGAAAAGAAGUUCGCCAAUUAUACCCCUGCGAAGCGAGACACGACACAGCUGUACCGUUAUGCAACAACCGGGCCGGCCUUCCACACGAGCGGCUGGAGGGCCUGGCGUAUCAGGGUGACAGAGGACAACGUAGGUGCUUGGAUGAUGCAUUGCCACAUUGCCGGACACAUGAUUCUUGGUAUGCAGACCGUGUGGGUGUUCGGUAACGCGGCAGAUAUCGUUGGUGAGAUUCCACAACCGUAUGUAGAUGGGUAUCUUGAAUAUGCAGGGUCAGCCUACGGAAACGACAGUUACGAUCCUCUUGUUGUUCCUUUUUACGACUCGAAGUAG
This is a messenger RNA of Neoarthrinium moseri, 1836 nucleotides long. RefSeq lists its product as uncharacterized. The record is from RefSeq and is a predicted model, not a curated record. NCBI's taxonomy places the organism in Eukaryota, Fungi, Ascomycota, Sordariomycetes, Amphisphaeriales, Apiosporaceae. The coding region runs from base 1 to 1836 and encodes 611 amino acids. The transcript has 3 exons. Gene Ontology annotation, molecular function: oxidoreductase activity; copper ion binding.